Molecule: messenger RNA, 1880 nt
Organism: Micropterus dolomieu (smallmouth bass)
Lineage: Eukaryota; Metazoa; Chordata; Actinopteri; Centrarchiformes; Centrarchidae
Product: olfactory receptor 11A1-like
Exons: 2
Coding region: 637-1557 (306 amino acids)
Biological process (GO): G protein-coupled receptor signaling pathway
Cellular component (GO): membrane
Molecular function (GO): G protein-coupled receptor activity; olfactory receptor activity
Source: RefSeq, a predicted model, not a curated record
GCACUCGCCUGGCUAUUAUCACUGUCUCCCAUGUAGGCCAUAAGAGGAGGCAUGGUUGUCAUUACUCCAACCUCUCUGUCUCCCCUGCACAGCUCCUCAUCACUAGGGCUGUGCAAUUAAUCAAAUUGUGGCGAUAUUGGCCAAGUUCAUCAAGCGGUGGCUUCCCCCCCCGCCCAGAGCUGAAGCGCCUGUCACUGGUCUCCAGUCCAGCUGCCCUGCUGCCGGUCUCUUGUCCCACACUCCAGCCAUCAGACUCUAGUCUUGGUCUCCAGUCUUGUCGCAGGCCUCCUCAAGUCUCCAAAGUGUCUCCGCUCUCGUUUCCGGCCUCCAGGGGAGGCACAGAAAGAUUUGCUAGAGACACACCCCAGCAACCAAAGUCCUACAUCAUCUCUGCGGUCAGGCCCCUACAGUUUAAUGGAGGAGUUCACAUUAGCUCUUCCUUUGGAGAUUUCAGAUCCAUGGAGGGCAAAGAAGUCUGAUAAAAACAUCCCACAGACUGGAGCAGAUCACUGUCCAAUUUUUGUCUUUACCAAACAGCAAGAUCAGGUAACUAUGACUGAAUAAGACAAUAUGAUGCAGGUUAUAUGAGACUUCAAGGAAUGUACCAGAUUUAUUCAUUUCUUUUAUACAGCCAGAAUGGAUAAUAGUUUAAAUGCAACAUACAUAACUCUUGAUGGGUAUGUGGAAGUUCACAAAUAUAGAUAUCUUUAUUUUGUGAUCAUGUUUACAGCAUAUGUUCUAAUAAUUUGCAGUAAUUCUUCUAUUGUGUGCAUCAUUGUGAUUCAUGAAUCCCUCCAUGAGCCGAUGUACAUUUUCAUUGCAGCUCUGUUACUGAACUCUCUUCUUUUCAGCACUGCUAUCUACCCAAAGCUUUUGAUUGACUUUUUAUCUGAAAAACAGAUCAUAUCAUAUCCAGCCUGUCUCUUUCAGUGGUAUAUAUAUUAUGCUCUAGCCACUUCAGAAUUUUAUCUCUUGGCAGCCAUGGCCUAUGACAGGUAUGUGUCUAUAUGUAAACCUCUGCAAUAUCAAACUAUCAUGAGGAAAUCAACUGUCACUAUUUUCUUGGUUUUAGCUUGGCUUGUGCCGGCUUGUCAGGAUGUGGUGCCAGUUGUACUAAAUGCUAAUAAAAAACUCUGUAACUUUGUUUUCAAAGGAAUCAUUUGUAACAGCACAGUUUACAAACUUCACUGUGAGAGUUCAGGAGUGCUGAAUAUAUAUGGCUUGAUUGUUUUUGUAAAUGGUCUCUUUCUCCCUGUGCUCUUCAUACUUUUUACAUACACCAGGAUAUUUAUAAUAACAUAUCACAGCUGCAGAGAAGUCAGGAGAAAAGCUGCACAGACCUGUUUACCCCACCUGAUUGUUUUAAUCAGCUUUUCCUGUUUGAGUGCAUAUGAUAUACUUCUACUGCGACUGGAAACAGAUUUUCCCAAAACUUUACGUUUAAUAAUGACAUUUCAAAUACUAAUGUAUCAUCCUCUCUUCAAUCCAAUCAUUUAUGGACUAAAAAUGAAAGAAAUUUAUAAACACCUGAAGAGGUUGUUCUGCAAAAUGGCCUGAUGUUUAUAAAACUAAUAACUGUGGUACACUGACUGUUUUGUGUCAUAAAAAAGGAGAGCUGUGAUUUCUCUGGACAUUGAAAGACAAUGAAUGUAAAAUUUACAACGGUUUCAUUAAAAUCACAAGUUGAAUUAUGAAUUUCCAAUAUGUUGUUAGUUAAUUGCAGCUUAACAGAAUCCUGUUACCCAUGACGACAUGAUCAUUGUCUCGAUAUCAGAUGUUGAGUGUAUUGUUAGUUUAUAUGGCCAUAAAAUGUUGUUAACAUGUUACUAUUUAAAAUGAACAUCCUGGAAAGCAAUAUCAUGCCCACGUUUCAAAUUUGG